Molecule: messenger RNA, 2464 nt
Organism: Thamnophis elegans (Western terrestrial garter snake)
Lineage: Eukaryota; Metazoa; Chordata; Lepidosauria; Squamata; Natricidae
Product: exocyst complex component 3-like protein
Biological process (GO): exocyst localization; exocytosis
Cellular component (GO): exocyst
Molecular function (GO): SNARE binding
Source: RefSeq, a predicted model, not a curated record
AUGGGGAUGUCUGCCAAGGAGAGCAAUUCCACUCGUCCCAGAGUGGGAGAAUGGCCAGAAUUGGAAAAAGCAGAGAAGCUGGCAAGAGCUGCCUUGAAGUGGGCAUCAGGGGUGUUUUACCAACCCGACAAGCUGGAUAGCCUUCCGCAGUACCAGGUUCGGGAGAUGCAGCGUAACAGGUUCAUCGAAUCCCGCAUCAAGUCCACCGCUCAGUCCUAUCUGGAAGGAAUGAACACAGGCCUCGAGGAACUGCAUUCUGCCCUCAUUGACGUCCAACACGUGGAGGAAGCCCUGGGGACCAUUCAGAAGGAUCUCACGUCAUGCAUUGAUUCUUUUGCGAGAUUGCAGGAGCUACGAGAACUGGCCACGGAACAUGACCAGCUGGAGGCAGUGGUCCAGAUGUUGCCCCAGCUUUUCUCAAGGUUCAAUUUGGAAAGCUUAAACUCAAUCCCUGCCUCUCCUUUACUCUUCUCCAUUGUACCUCAACUCAUUUCGGAAGGCUUCGGUCUCUUAGAAAGCCAGAACCUCUUGAAAGCUCAUCUUGGGCUCAUGGACUUGGAAAAUUUACGAGAUAGCAUCCUGUCCCAGGUGCAUAACCGCAACCUGCUCAGCCCCUUGAAUCGGACCAGCAUUGAGUCUUACUUCGGAGGUCUCCUGGAGCUGAACGAUGCCUUGGCCCAGCACCUGUGGCGCACAGUUGCCCGAGCCACAAAACUGGUGUUGGAGGACCCAUCUCUUUUGGUGUCAGCCGUACGGAUCAUUGAGAGAGAAGAAAAUAUAGAUGCCGUCAUCCUGCUGAGGUCCCAACCUCAUGGCUUCCUCCCCGGGACGCCCAAACACUGGAGAAGGAAAUUCUUCCGAGUCAUUCAAGACAGUGUGGUAGCUUCUUCUUUCCAGGCUGAGCCAAAGGAGACUCAAGGCCAGGGGCUUAGUAGCCACUUGGUAUCUCUGCAGGGUAGCAUCCUGGCUGAACUACGCGUCGUGAAAGAUUGGAUGGUCCAGUGCUGCCCUCAUUACAACAUCCUCACGACCUUCGCCACCAUGUUCCACCAAGGCCUCACCCAUCACCCAUCGAUACUUACCAGGGACCUAGACAAACAAGAGAUCUUUGUCCUCCACUGGGCAAUCCAUGUCUACCCAAGUUCUGAAAUGAUGGCUCACCCAGAUCUGCUUCCUGAAGUGGACAUAUCAACCAUGGGCCCUCUGCUUCCAGCAGAUACAAUAAGCUCUCUGGAAGAGUCUUAUCUGGGGAAAGUGCAGGAUAGCAUUGCAGAAUGGAUGCAGAAGGCUCUAGAAAUGGAGUUUGAGGAAUGGCUUUGUGGAAAAGAACCUGAAUCCGACUAUCAAGGCUUCUUCCAGACUACUCUGCCUACCAUCGUCAUGAAGAUGCUUGAUGAAAACGUUAGAGUGGUAUCGCUCAUUUCUGGUAUUUUCCAGCAGAAAGUCCUUGAAAUGGCUUUGGGAAGUUGGAAGCCUUUUUGGGCAGGUUAGCUGUAUGAGAAACUGGUGGAAUUUUGCAGAGCACAUCAGCAAGAGCCCAUAGCAUCUAAGUACUACAGAGCGAGAUUGCUGUCCACUGUCAACAACUGCUUGGCUCUCAGCUCCUCCAUUUCAGCCUUGCGUGCUAAUGGGUUGCCCCCGAAGCCUGCCAGGAUGCUACCAUCUCUACACGCGGCUUUAGAGAAGACUCAGAAGAAGGCAUGCCAACUUCUGGAGGAGAUGCUGGCUGACUUGAAGCCACUCUUGGCCCAGUUGCCCUGCCAGUGGCUGCUGGAUGACUGUCAGCUGACGAACAACAUCUGCGAGGUGAUUGACAAGCAUGCAGAAGGUUUCGGCAGAACUCACAAACCUGUCAGCAUGUACCUGUUGUCAGAAGCUGAACAUCUGGUCAUGAGCCAAUAUGUGAAGUCCCUCUUGCAGAAACGGAUGACGUGUCGAUCGGCCGAGGAGAGGACCAGAAUGUCCACAAGGAUGCUGCAGGAUACCUCUCAGCUGAAGGAACUCUUCUGUGCCCUGGGCUUGGAGGAGGACAAACUUUCCCUCAAAGUCAUUGCAGAUCUGCAGCAGAUCCUCAGUGUCAAGGACCCUUCUAUGCUUGGCCUGGAAGUGUUGGGAUUCAUGUCAAAAUAUCCUGAUAUCAGCGAGGACCACAUUUCCAUGUUUUACUUGCGGGGCGACAUUUCCAAAGAAAUCUGCAAUCACGUGCUGGGAAUCAUGGUGCAGAAUCCUCAAGUUCCGGAGAAUACCAACCUGUUUUUCAGCAAUAUCUUGGUUCCUGCUCCAGAGUGCCCCCUUUGCCUUGGCAAGACCAAGUGUGCCUGAGAGCGCCUAAUUGUAGCUGUUCCUCCUCCUGCUGCCGACUGUCUCACCUGCCUGUCUGAAUUCACUGACCUGCCCAGAGUUCAGUUGACAACCUUGGCACGGUGUGGAAAACUUACCCUACGCCAGGGGUGUCAAAAUUGUG